AUCAUAUAUCUCCUGACUGGCUUUGUAUCAAAAAUAUCCCCAGAAUGGCUUUGCACUUUUUCAUCACAUAAAACUUCAUGAAGCAAUUUGUAUCAAAUAUCAUUUCAUUUUCAUAUAAUAUUGAACUCAACCUUUCCAAGUGAUAAUCAUGCUGAUUUUGUAGCUUCAGGCAUAUAACAGAGGUACAAAGUUAAUCAAUGGAAAAACGAACAAAUUACCAGAGUAUCAUUAUUUAUUGAAAUUUUUUUUUUUUACCAUCUUUGCAACCAGGAAUUAUAACAUACAAAACUGUUCUACCACCCAGAAAUAGGUUAAUAAUGUUGCACAUGACCAAGCUUUCACAUUAUUAAUUUAAAAUUCCUAUGACUGAUUAUCAAAUUUUGCAAAACGAGCAAUAUUAUUAAAAAAUUUUAAGAAAUCAACAAUGUACAUUGAAAACAGUCAAUAGGUAAUUGAUUAAAGUUUGAUAAAUAAAAUUUUCAAAACCCAUUUAUUACAAAGUAAACGGCUGAUAAUAAAUAGUGGAACAAAAUAUACAGUUUCAUUUUUAGCAGUAAUUCUAAUAAACGUGAACCAUUCCAUAAAGAAAAGUCCAGAACAAUAUGUAAGUGAUCAGUCCACCAAAAAAUCCGCUGGUUAGCAGCUGCGUACGACUUCUGAAAUACUUUUCCCAGUCAAUGCCAGCUUUCGCCAAUAAAAAUAACCAAAGCAUAAUAGCAGUUAUGAAGUAAAAUGCGAAUCCAAAUAAGCCCGUAAGACCUAAAAUACCAGCAGUGCUUCCGGAUAAAGCAGCCAUAGAUGUACGACAAUAUUCCAGAAGAACUAAAUUGUGACGAACAGCUGCCUCACUAUAAGCAACGAUUUCGCCCUUUUCUUUCCGAUAUCUCAUUCUAUUCACUUUUCCAGACAUUAUUUUUGUAACAAUCACAAUCUAAAUCCUAUUUCAAUGUGUACGAUUUUUCCAUGAAAAUAAAUGAGAGAUAGAAUCAUAUGUCAUUAAAAAUUGUUUUGCUUAUAGCUCUCUUAGAUACUUGCCAGUUGUGAGUGAAAGUGUUGCCAGAUGUGAGAUAAAAGAUUUCGAUUAUGAACUGAAAAUAACUACAACUUCUACCAUAUGUAAAGGUUUUUGCUUUACCUACGCCACCAAUUGAAGCAUUAUUAUGACUUCUCUGAAAAAUGGAUCAACUAUUUCAGCAGAAACAAAUCAGCGUAAAGUUCCUUACAAAAGAAUCAAGCGAGCCGUAGAGCAAAUUGUUACUGUAGCUCUUCCUCUGCACUUACAGCUUCUCAGAGAAAAAAGUGAAAACAUCGAACUUUUGAAAAGUAAAAAGUCUCUUUCUGGCCUCCGAGCCGAGCAAAUCGAGGCAGUGAGGUCUUUGAAACUUUUGAAAGCCGAUUUGUACGAAUUAGAGGAACUGUAUACCAAAGUCGAAGAUAAAGAUCAGGAUUUUUUUUAUGAUGCCAUCAAAGACUCCAUAAAAGAAGCUGUUGAGGCCAUUGCACAGUUCGCAGAAUUGCACCCUGAUGCUGAUGAACCAAUACCAGAUAUAAACACAGAUAACAAACCUGAAUUUCCUAAAUUGGUCUGCCACCUAGACCAAGAGUGUGAAGCACCACCUGAGGAUAAUCAGUCACAGCCUGUAACUGCUUACCUCACUUCAUCUGUAGAGGAAUUUCAUGCAUCUAAGUCUGCGUUCCCGGAUUGGUCUUUCUUGAGGAAGGAGCUUCUAGAAGUGCACUGUCUCAUCACUAAAUUUGCAUCAUUUGUAUUCACCCAAAAAGAAAAAGUCAACACCAUACAGAGUAACGUUGAAGAGGCUCAUGAGAAUGUUCAAGAAGGUGUUCAUUAUUUGAAGAAGGCUUCUCUUCUAAAAGCUGCCACUUUUCCAUUAGUUGGAGCCAUAGCGGGUGGCAUAUUGCUUGGCCCAGUGGGAAUGGCUGUUGGUUUUAAGCUUGUUGGAACUGCGGCGUGCGUUGCCAGUGGUGGUGCCCUCGGAUACAGAGCCGGUGUGACUUUAAAGAAGAAGCAUGAGAUUUCCUCCGAUAUUGAAAUGAAAGCACUUACUUAUCCAUCCAAAGAAAAAUCCUCAUCUAGUCCUGAGCUUUCAACGAUGAAUUAUGAACAAUGAGUUCAAAAUCGUAAUAUUUAUUUAAUUUUUUUUUAUUUAUUUUCGGAAUGUUACUAAUAUGUGCCUUUUAAUGUUUGUUUAGCUUCUUAUCAACUAUGAACUGCGAGAAAAUUCAAAAACUCUGAUCGUAUGUUAUAUUUAUAUUAAUUAACUAUAUUCUUGAAAAUAGUACACUGAUGCACAAAAACUUGCCAUUAUUAUACAGAGUCAAUGACAUUUUUAUCUGCCACCCCUUUUGAACCUGAAUAAAAACAUUUGUAUUAAAAAUUGUUAGUUGAUCUUGAUAUUUGAUAAACUGUUUUGAACUGUGAGUAAAUAUGAAACUGAACUUGG
Messenger RNA from Parasteatoda tepidariorum (common house spider), 2462 nucleotides. The record is from RefSeq and is a predicted model, not a curated record. Lineage: Eukaryota; Metazoa; Arthropoda; Arachnida; Araneae; Theridiidae.